AUGGAGAAGCGCAUGGCAUGGACCGCCAAGGUCCUGGUGGGAUAUACCGUCGAUGCCCAGACAAAGUCGGGAAAGACAUAUAGAGGAAUAUUGAGCUCGAUCAGCAGCGACAAGGGCGCACUGGUGGCCCACCUGAGCAUGACCACCCUGGUGCGGGAUGCCAAGGUGCAGGGCGAGCUCCCGGUGGUCCGCCCCACGCCCACCCUGGCCCUGCCAUGGCUGGACAUCGUGUCUAUCACUGCCAAGGGCGCGGCAUUGGGAGCGGAGGAUGUGAGCACGGCCUCCACACACAACGGCAUCGAGGGAUUGGGCACCGACGCCGACAUCUCACGUGGCCGCGGCGGGCGCGCAGACCGCGAGCUGCAGCGCUGGUUCGCACUGAACGAGGCCAAGUUUGGCGUGCGCACCGACUACGCCGAGGAGUUGUACACCACGGCCCUGGACCCGCGCGCCUCCACCAUCAGCGCGGCGGAGGCGGACCGCAUCGCGCGCGAGAUCGAGGGCGGCGGCGCGCAUGGCAAGGCCGGCGGCCUGGCGAGCCGCCACGUGCUGGAGGAGCGGGGCUUGGCCGUGCUGGACGACAGCGGGCUAGACGAGGAGGACCUGUACGGCGCCCGCAACGGUGCGGGGUCUGGCGGGUCCGCCCGCCCGGGCGCCUCCGCGGCCGUGCCGGUGCCCAAACCCGCGGCCUCCCGCUCCGCGCCCAUCGACAUUGAUGCGCGGCGAGAGACCAACAAGCUGCGCGCGCAGAUGAUGGAGGGCAAGAAGACGUCGCCCUACGGCACGCCCAAGAGCCUCAAGUCGCCGCUGGCCUCGCCCCUGAUCAACGAUGCGGCCAAGCUAGAGGCGCUCAACCUCAACCCUGGCACCACGGUGGUGGACGAGGAGGUCCGACGGGACUUCCAGCAGUUCAAGGCGGCCCAGAGCCAGCAAGUGAAGAGGCCGGACCUGCACGAGUUCAAGGCCUUCAGCCAGACCCUGGACAACCGGCUGAGUGGGCCAAUCACCCUGAAAUAUGUCAAGCGGGGCUACCAUGCCCUGUGCACCCACUUCCUCACCCUGGCCGCCGUCCCCCUGGCGGCAGUGGGUCUGCUGGAGCUGGCAAACAUGUACAAGCAGGGCGACCUGAACGACAUGUGGGUGGUGGCCAAGCAGACAAACCUCACCUUUGACUUGGUUUCCUUCAUCGCCGGCUGCUCGCUGCUCAUCUUUGCUGCCGCCGCCUACAUCUUCACCCGGAAACGCCCGGUGUACUUGCUGAAUUACCAUUGCUUCAAGCCCAAUGAUAGCCUCAAGGUGUCGUACAAGUACUUCAUGGAGCACUCCGAGCGCAUCGGCGCAUUCACGCCCGAGAGCCUGGAGUUCCAGCGCAAGGUCCUGGAGAGGUCGGGGCUGGGCGAGGAGACGUACCUGCCAGAGGCCGUGAUGAAGAACCCGCCGGAGCCCACCAUGGCGGCGGCGCGAGGGGAGGCCAACCAGGUCCUGUUUGAGUCGGUGGAGCGAGUCCUGGCCAAGACCGGCAUCAGCCCCAAGGCCGUGGACAUCCUGAUCGUCAACUGCUCCCUCUUCAACCCCACGCCCUCCCUGUCAGCCAUGAUUGUCAACCACUUUGGCAUGCGGAGCAACGUGAUCACCUACAACCUGUCCGGCAUGGGGUGCUCCGCGGGCGUCAUCUCGCUGUCCCUCGCGCGCGAGCUGCUGCAGGUGUACCCCCGCUCCACCGCGCUGGUGGUGUCCACGGAGAACAUCACCCAGAACUGGUACUUUGGCAACGCCAAGUCCAUGCUCAUCCCCAACUGCCUCUUCCGCCUGGGCGGCGCGGCCAUGCUGCUGAGCAACCGGCGCGUGGACCGCUGGCGUGCCAAGCUGGAGCUGCUGCAUGUGGUCCGCACCCACAUGGGCCAGGACGCCGCGCACUACGGCUGCGUGUACCAGCAGGAGGACGAGGCCGGGCAGCGCGGCGUGCACCUGUCGCGCGAGCUCAUGCGCAUCGCGGGCCACGCGCUCAAGGCCAACAUCACCACCCUCGGCCCGCUGGUGCUGCCGGUCUCCGAGCAGCUGCUCUUCUUCCUCAACCUGAUGGCGCGCAAGGUGCUGAAGCGCAAGGGCCUGAAGCCCUACAUCCCGGACUUCAAGCUGGCCUUCCAGCACUUUUGCAUCCACACCGGGGGGCGCGGCGUCAUCGACGCCAUCGAGCAGCAGCUGGAGCUGGGCACCAGGAACGCCGCGCCCUCGCGCGAGACGCUCCACCGCUAUGGCAACAUCAGCUCCGCCUCCAUCUGGUAUGUGCUGGCCAACAUUGAGACCAAGCAGGGCCUGCGCAAGGGCGACCGCAUCUGGCAGAUCGCGUUCGGGUCGGGUUUCAAGUGCAACUCCGCGGUCUGGCGCGCGCUGCGCACCUGCAACGAGCAGCACGGGGCGUGGGUGGAGGGCGGGCAGGCGGGCGGCAAGGCCGUGUGA
Molecule: messenger RNA, 2460 nt
Organism: Auxenochlorella protothecoides
Lineage: Eukaryota; Viridiplantae; Chlorophyta; Trebouxiophyceae; Chlorellales; Chlorellaceae
Product: 3-ketoacyl-CoA synthase 9
Exons: 15
Coding region: 1-2460 (819 amino acids)
Biological process (GO): fatty acid biosynthetic process
Cellular component (GO): membrane
Molecular function (GO): acyltransferase activity, transferring groups other than amino-acyl groups
Source: RefSeq, a predicted model, not a curated record